Neltuma alba is the source of this 767-nucleotide messenger RNA. RefSeq lists its product as uncharacterized. The transcript is spliced from 3 exons. The record is from RefSeq and is a predicted model, not a curated record. NCBI's taxonomy places the organism in Eukaryota, Viridiplantae, Streptophyta, Magnoliopsida, Fabales, Fabaceae. Bases 239 to 718 code for a protein of 159 amino acids.
CAGAAACCUCCUGUGUCUAUUUCUUAUGCCGUUUUAAGUAUCCCAAAAUUUACACUAUUGCUGUUGAAUAUGGACCCCUUUUAGUUAUUUUUGAAUUCGACCUGUUUGGUGUUAUGUCUCUGAGAGUGUAGGAUGUGAAAAUGACACUAAUUUCUUUUCUUGAACCCUCUUUCCUUCACUCAUCCCUCUAUUUCAUUUAAAUCUCGCCUUAGCAAAUCCUUCAGCCAACGCACUAAUCAUGGCUCUGCAGGUAGAAGGAUGGCCCUUGGGAUUACUGAAUGGGAGGAUUGGGUUAGUGGAAACUGGCAGUGAUUUCUCCGGAUCAAUACUAACUGCUUCUCCCACUUCUUUCACUCAUUCUUCUCCAGAUCUUGAAUCGCAGUCCCCAGGAUCGUUGUACAAUGAAAAGACCACCACACUUGGAAGGCUAGUUGGUGAUUUUUGCCCCUUGGAACUCUCACAGAGAUCUACAAGGGCAAGAACAAGAAUAGCGAUGAAACCCUCGAAGGACAACAAUAAGAAGAGUCCCAAGAUGAAGCCAUGGCUGCCCUCCUUGUGUUCAAAGCAAACCACUGAUGCAGUGAAUGUGAAGGAUUGUCCUUCUCUUCGUCACUACCUUGAAGCUGAGAGAAGAGCUGCAGCUUCUUUCAGAUUCAGCCAUUCCAUCUAUUCUGCUUCCCAUUUUCCCCCAAUUAAACGCUCUAAUUCUCUAUCAUAACUGCACAUUCUCAGAGUUGAGAAUCUAUCCUGUUUACCAGAAUUUUACU